CGCAGGAAUCCCAUUUGAAAAAAAAAAACAACCAGGAAGUUAAACAGAGAAGGAAACGUAUUUGCUUUCGUGGAACAUUGAACUCUCUGUAAAGUGUGUAUAAAACCGUUUUUAUAGCGUUUGAAAUAAGUGCGUCGGCUUCACAUCCAGAGGACUCACCGGCUUCAGAUACUUGUUUCCUACACGAUGGACGUUGAUCCGGAGCGAGGAGGAGUGGCGGAAGUGCCGGAGCCAAAGGACAAGGUGCAGACCUUGAAGGAUCAGGUCGAUGGAGUCAAAAACAUCAUGACGCAAAACGUGGACCGAAUCCUGGCCCGAGGGGAGAGGCUGGAUGACCUCAUGGGCAAAUCAGAGGACCUGCAAGCAGGGGCUCAGCACUUUAAGCAGACGUCUCAGAAGGUGGCUCGCUCCUACUGGUGGAAGAACGUCAAGCUGAUCGUGUUGAUCGUCGUGGUCGUCCUCAUCAUCGUCCUCAUCAUCGUCCUGCUGGCUACCGGAGUCAUCCCCACCAGUUCCCCCUUGCCUCCUAUAGUCACUCCCACCUCCAAGCCAUAAACAAACACACUUAAUGUACAUAAAGACAUAUUUAAAUCGUAAACAAAGGCAUUCCAAUUGCACAUUAUACGAAACUUUUGCAAAUCACUGCUGUCUGGUGAAACCUUUAUCGCUUCUGAGUUAGUGUCCACUGAUAACUGUCAUGCUUCUAUUGGAAUUUAAGUAUUUCCUGCUUUGGUUUAAGGAACUUUAAUGACAUGAGAGCUUAUGAAACCUUUUCAAAACACAAUUCCAGCAAAUUAUGGUAAAUAAGAAAUCAACUUUGCUUUGUAAGCAAAAGUCUACAGAAAGUCUGAGGUCUUCACCUGACAGCAGCAGCAAAAUUUCUGUUCUCAAAGGACGGCUCACACCACCGCCGUCAGCUCUUUGCUUAACCACCAUUGGUUAAUUCAUUCUCGCAAAGAGGAAGUCAGCAAGUCCACUUUAAAGUGUGUCGAUGGAAAUAAUGAAUGUAGAUUCCUCUAGACUGUUACCAGACAUUAAGAUUGCCUUAAACCUUAUCACUAUCAUGCACCUUUUACAAAAGACAGUUUAAAGAAAUAAGUAGGGCUCUAAAAACUUUUUAGACAUCGGACAAAUGCACCAAACACAAACCUGUAACAAUUUUAGGUCACCGUAUAUUUAAUGAAAGUCUUAAUUGUGUGUUGCAUACGUAUGUUAACAUGUGGGGGCUUAUUCAUGUCAAAGUGCUUCCAAUUUCUUAGUAGUCAGACAAUCAAGAAGAAGUAAUCAUUCUAUAGAAGUCCUUUUCAUAUUUGUCAGAUAGCUUAUUAUUAUAAUUUACAUAUAGCAUUGCCUUAGCUGUUUCUAAAAUGUUGUAAUUAGCUCCUUCAUUUGUGUUGAGGGCUUGUGAUUGGAGAGAGGUUUGUAUUGGAUCAAUAGUACACCCUCAAAGGAAACUGUUAAAGUGAAAGUAGGAAACCAUGAGUGUAUCUUUUAAUGCACAUCAAUGUUUUUUGGCUAUGGAACCUAACUGAUGAAUUAUGUGGUUUUUUCGACUCAACAGAAAAGUUUAGUAUUUAGAUAUGAAGAUAACGUAGAAUUGUAGAUUUGUACAUUUGCACUGUGCAGUAUAAUUGGUCUCUUUAGCUGAUCAUGUUCUCUUCCUCUUACUCUAGAAACUUUGGUUUGUGAGCUCCUCAGCUCAGCUCUGACACAGUGUUCUUGUUUCACUCUGUCUUCACACUGAAGUGAAAGCAGCAGAGGUCAGGCACAGCUUUUUGGAGGUGUAAGAGCUCCACACUUUUAACACAGGGCUUUGAGUUAAUACACAAACUAGGGGGGGGAAACAGCUGUUAAAGGUCAAUUCCCACAAGCUUAGCGUUGGAGGAUCAGGCUCCCUCCAGUCUACUAGCUGAGAGAGAUCACUUACGACCCCUCCACGGCUCCCCCUGCUGGGCCCGUGUCAACAAAUAGGCCCUGGAGCAAAGAUCCUGUGUGUCUGUAACUGUAUCACCAUCGCUUUCCACCUCUCUCUGCUGUUCUAGUAACCAGUUUAGCUUCAAAGAGGUCAUUCCCAUUAUGAACUGUAUAUAAUGACACAUUCACAUCUAUAUGUAUAUUAGCACCAGCCUGUUCUUUAGAUGCUAUUGAUGUUAUUUAAUAUUAUUGGUGUUCUUCCUUUUCAGUUCAAUUGCUAUGUUAUCAAUCAGUUUAUACCAACAGGUGUGAAAAGUGGGAACAUAUUCUCUACGGUGUUUUUUUUUUUUUACAUGUUUCUGGGGUGCUGUAGUGCUGAUUUUGUUACCUUUUCACACGCUCAUACUGACCUGAUCCAUGCUGUGUGUGUGAGGCCACAAUCAUAUUUCUGUUCAUCAGAAGCUACAGCAGGUCUGUUACUGCGUUAGAGGUUUUUUUCCCCCACUGCCUUUAACUCGUCUCACGUUGAAUCCACAUGCUCAAAAAACCGAUGAAUCCUGGUCAGCCAGCCUGUGAUGUAGCUGUAAUGUUUGUUUAGUAGCCUUAACAAGGGUCUAAUUCUUAUGACUUAUGUAACAUUUUUAAUUGUCUGAUAUUAAAUAAAUAGUAUUUACUUCUAA
Molecule: messenger RNA, 2594 nt
Organism: Scomber scombrus (Atlantic mackerel)
Lineage: Eukaryota; Metazoa; Chordata; Actinopteri; Scombriformes; Scombridae
Product: vesicle-associated membrane protein 8-like
Exons: 3
Coding region: 187-555 (122 amino acids)
Biological process (GO): vesicle fusion; vesicle-mediated transport; SNARE complex assembly
Cellular component (GO): plasma membrane; SNARE complex
Molecular function (GO): SNAP receptor activity; syntaxin binding
Source: RefSeq, a predicted model, not a curated record